UAAAUACUCCUUCCUCUGUCUCAGUUUCCUCUUCGGUCUUCCACUCAUUCUCUCUCAUUUUAUCCUCUGCUUCUCCUUCCUGUUCUUCGUUUUCCUCUCCUCGUCGAUCUUUGUCAACCAUGGCAUCAGAACCAGUUAGAGUCCUUGUCACUGGAGCUGCAGGACAAAUCGGAUACGCUCUCGUGCCUAUGAUUGCCAGAGGAGUAUUGCUAGGAUCUAACCAACCUGUCAUCUUGCACAUGCUUGAUAUCCCACCUGCUGCAGAGUCUUUGAAUGGCGUAAAGAUGGAGUUGGUGGAUGCUGCUUUCCCACUCCUUAAAGGUGUUGUUGCUACAACUGAUGUGGUGGAGGCAUGCACCGGUGUCAACAUUGCUAUUAUGGUUGGUGGAUUCCCAAGGAAAGAGGGUAUGGAAAGAAAAGAUGUGAUGUCAAAAAACGUCUCCAUUUACAAGGCUCAGGCUUCUGCCCUUGAAAAGCACGCUGCUGCCAACUGUAAGGUGUUGGUUGUCGCUAACCCGGCAAAUACUAAUGCAUUGAUCUUGAAGGAGUUUGCUCCUUCCAUCCCGGAGAAAAACAUUUCUUGCUUGACGAGAUUGGACCAUAACAGGGCAUUGGGCCAAAUUUCAGAGAGAUUGAAUGUUCAAGUAUCCGAAGUUAAGAAUGUUAUUAUCUGGGGUAACCAUUCAUCAACACAAUACCCUGAUGUCAACCAUGCUACUGUCAAGUUACCAUCUGGGGAGGAGAAAUCUGUCCGCGAGCUUGUUGCUGAUGAUGCAUGGUUGAAUGGAGAGUUUAUUAGCACUGUUCAACAACGUGGUGCUGCAAUCAUCAAAGCCCGGAAGCUCUCAAGUGCAUUGUCUGCUGCUAGUGCAGCUUGUGAUCACAUUCGUGAUUGGGUUCUUGGAACUCCGGAGGGCACCUGGGUUUCCAUGGGAGUUUAUUCUGAUGGAUCAUACAAUGUACCAGCUGGACUGAUGUACUCAUUCCCCGUCACGUGCCGUAAUGGUGAAUGGUCAAUUGUGCAAGGCCUUUCCAUUGAUGAAUUCUCAAGGAAGAAACUGGACUUGACCGCCGAGGAGCUGACCGAGGAAAAGGCUUUGGCUUACUCCUGCCUCUCGUAAACAGUUGGUCCCUGGCCCCUUCCCGUUGGUACUAAGAGAAGUGUGGCUCUUAAUUUAAGUACUUUGGCUACAGUUUUGAUUGAAUAAUGCCAUCAUUAAGAACAGCUAUGGAGGAAGCAGAGAAACAGGACAAUUAUCUUCUGCUUUCUGGUCUUUAUUAUGCAUUUCCCUGGUUUCCCUUUUUGUUGAGGAUUUUUCAUUUCCUUACUGCUUCAACCCAUCAACGGCCUGUUUAUGUCAUGAGUUUUACAUGAACUUUUGUUGAUCGGAUUCAUAUAAUAUUACCUAAUUAGAAUAAUUUCCUCGAAUUUGUCCC
Molecule: messenger RNA, 1437 nt
Organism: Cucurbita pepo subsp. pepo (vegetable marrow)
Lineage: Eukaryota; Viridiplantae; Streptophyta; Magnoliopsida; Cucurbitales; Cucurbitaceae
Gene: C-NAD-MDH1
Product: Lactate/malate dehydrogenase family protein
Biological process (GO): malate metabolic process
Molecular function (GO): L-malate dehydrogenase (NAD+) activity
Source: RefSeq, a predicted model, not a curated record